This is a messenger RNA of Ruditapes philippinarum (Manila clam), 1382 nucleotides long. Its product is annotated as fibropellin-1-like. NCBI's taxonomy places the organism in Eukaryota, Metazoa, Mollusca, Bivalvia, Venerida, Veneridae. The record is from RefSeq and is a predicted model, not a curated record. The coding region runs from base 182 to 1120 and encodes 312 amino acids. Gene Ontology annotation, molecular function: calcium ion binding. The transcript is spliced from 9 exons.
AUUCAUAACAGAUGGAGUUAAACCGAUCUCAAAUGGAUUCAAUGCAAUGCCAAAAUCUAUAAAUAAUCCACAUUUUUUAUCGGAUUAUUUAGAGGCGGUUUUGUGAAUCGGUAAAAAGUGAAUUAAUAAAUCGCGAAAAAGGACUAGUUUUCUUUAACUGAUAUAAAGUGAGUGAAGAACAAUGGGAUAUUUUAACAUCAUAUGUCUGUUGUUGGUUUUAUUCGUGAAUUUGAAAACAUCCGCAUCAAAACCAUCGAUGAAAAAUCAUGUGAGGGCAGCAAGCAAAAAUGAGUUCACAAAGUUAAUAAAUCGAUCAAAACGUUCGUGGCAAGGAAAGGAAACUGGAAUCGGAAAUGGAAUCAACAUAUGCUAUGAUCACAAUGAGUGUCCAGAUGGAUAUGCGUGCUUGGCGGCGGGUUUUGGAAAAGCAAAGGUGAAAGCGCGUAAAAUCUGCUAUAAAUGUGAUUGUAUGGAGACAGACCAAUGCAAUGCUCAUUUUAAAGGCACGUUCUGCAAUUGUUCAGGGUCUGGAUUCACUGGAGAAUUUUGUGAAACGAACAUUGAUGACUGUGUAAAUGCAACUUGUGAAAAUGGAGCUACCUGUCUUGAUGGUGUUAAUGAGUACACUUGUCAAUGUGCUGAAGGAUAUACAGGGGUGGACUGUGGAACGAGUUUAGACGGAUGCAAUCCAUACCCUUGUUCCCAAGGUCAAUCAUGCAUAACUGUAGGUAAUGACUACGUAUGCACUUGUGAUCCAGUGCAAUCAGUGUCAAGUACUAAUGAACUCUUUGCUACCACUCAAGUCCCAAAAACCAAAACGUGUUCACCUGGAUUCCCAUUCGGUUAUAGCGACAAUCUUAGUGUACAGUGGAACAUAACUGCAGAUGUCGGAAAAGUCAUUUGGGUUACAAUCAGGGAUUUCCUAACUGAAUUGAAUAAUGAUGUUGUGUAUGUACGGGACGGUCAGAUCAAUGGUGUUCAAGCCUGCCUUGGUAUGCUGUCGGGAACAGUCCCACUCCCUUUUUGGAUCCAGUCAUCAACCAAUGAGCUUACAAUUACUUUCGUUAGUGAUAGCAGCAACAAUUUCUUAGGAUUCUGCUUUACCUAUUUCAGUUUUUAGUGAGGGGAUAAUCGAACAUAAAGACAUACAUUUUUUAUUUUUCUUCCUUUUAGCUUAUUAUAAACUACUUGAUCUAUGAUGUUUAUUCUUUAAAUUUUAUUUUGUUGCUGAAAUUAUGAAUAGAAUCAACCAUGAUUUAUAUAUGUAUAUGCGUGUGCGUCUUUAACACAAAACUGAUGCAUUUAUUUGCAAAGCAUGAACAGGGGAUAUGUAUUUGUUAAUCUGUCAGAAUGGGUGAAAUAAAUAUUCAACAAAAUUAAAA